Papilio machaon (common yellow swallowtail) is the source of this 4045-nucleotide messenger RNA. It is a transcript of the gene Calx, whose product is annotated as sodium/calcium exchanger 3. Gene Ontology annotation, biological process: calcium ion import across plasma membrane; cell communication; sodium ion transmembrane transport. The record is from RefSeq and is a predicted model, not a curated record. NCBI's taxonomy places the organism in Eukaryota, Metazoa, Arthropoda, Insecta, Lepidoptera, Papilionidae. Gene Ontology annotation, molecular function: calcium:sodium antiporter activity. Bases 32 to 2638 code for a protein of 868 amino acids. Gene Ontology annotation, cellular component: axon; postsynapse; sarcolemma. The transcript is spliced from 8 exons.
UGCGGGCGGCGGCGGUCGGCUCGGGAGCACGAUGUGCAUGCUGGCCGCGUUCACGCUGGCGGCCUGCUGGCAAGCGGCUCGCUCCGCUCCGCCCGAGGCGCGUCUCGCUCCGCGCAACUCUACACCCGCGCGCACGCUGCGUUGCAGCGACGGACUCGUUCUUCCCGCCUGGAAGCCCCUCGAAGACGUUCCGACCCUCGACAUUGCCUUCCGUGGCCUCGUAUACUUUUUCGCACUCUUAUAUCUGUUCAUAGGCGUCUCUAUAGUAUCGGACCGGUUCAUGGCGGCCAUCGAAGUGAUAACGUCGAGAGAAAAGGAGGUGCGGGUUCGACGAAACGGCAGUGAGCAAAUAAUCGUGGUGCGAGUGUGGAACGAGACCGUCGCCAACCUGACGCUGAUGGCGCUGGGCUCGAGUGCGCCCGAGAUUCUCCUGUCGGUGAUAGAGAUUGCCGGCAAGGACUUCCAAGCCGGUGACCUGGGCCCCGGUACUAUCGUCGGUUCGGCAGCGUACAACCUUUUCGUCAUCAUCGCCAUCUGUGUGGCGGUCAUACCCGAUGGUGAGGUGCGGAAGAUAAAGCAUCUAAGAGUGUUUCUAGUUACCGCGACCUGGUCGGUCUUCGCUUACGUAUGGCUCUAUCUCAUCCUUGCAGUAAUUUCACCUAGUGAGGUGGAAGUAUGGGAGGGCGCCGUGACCUUCCUAUUCUUUCCCGCCACGGUAAUGACUGCUUAUAUUGCGGAUAGACGUUUGUUAGUAUAUAAGUAUCUCAAGAAAGGUUAUAGGGUUAAUGAAAGAGGUGUAAUCGUAGAAGCAGAAGGGGACGGAUCCGUGGAGAUGGCUUUAAAACCAGGAGACGAGUUUGCGACAGACGACGAGGAAGGUCGCGAAUUAGAGAAGUCUAGAAGAGAAUACAUUUCGGUUCUUCGCGAAUUGAGGAGACAACAUCCUCAAGAAGAUUUAGAAACAGUGGAAAGGAUGGCUUUGGAGACAUUGAUGUCUCGAGGUCCCAAAUCAAGAGCUUUUUAUCGGGUGGCCGCGACUCGUAAGAUGACCGGCGGCGGAGACUUUUCCCGCAAAAUCUCAGAAAGAGCUCAAAGCGAUCUCAGCGAAGUAAAAGCUGAAAUACAACGGCGCGAAUCGGAAUCUUUGUCUCCGGAACCCAAAGGUCCCACCGUUCGGUUCGAUCCCAAUCACUACACGGUGAUGGAAAAUUGUGGUUCGUUUGAAGUGAGAGUGAUCCGCAGGGGCGACUUGAGCGGCGAGGUGACCGUCGAGUACUCCACUGAGGACGGCACGGCGGAAGCAGGCUCUGACUACGUAGCCACGCGCGGCCGACUCGCCUUCGCGCACGGGGAGGCCGAGAAAAAAUUCAGCGUCGAAGUGAUCGACGACGAUGUGUUCGAGGAGGAUGAACAUUUCUAUCUGCGCUUGAGCUCCCCGCAAGGAGCUGCGCUGGCAUCGCCCUCCACCGCUACCGUGGUAAUUCUGGACGACGACCACUCCGGCGUAUUCGCCUUCCCUCAGAGGGACUUCGAGCUGACCGAGUCCGUGGGCACGUUCGAGCUGCGCGUGGUGCGUACGGCGGGCGCCCGGGGCCAGGUGAAGGUGCCCUACUGGACGGAGGACGGCACCGCGAAGGCCGGCGCGCAGUACGAGGAGGUGCAGGGCUUCGUAGUCUUCGAAAACAACGAAACAGAAAAGUUCAUUCCUCUGCGGAUCAUAGAAGAGGACAGCUACGAGAAGGACGUGCUGUUUUAUGUGAACCUGGGAGAGCCGGAGCUAGUGGACGCCGAGCACCUGGUAGCGCUGCCGGACCAGGAGGCGGCGGUGGCAAUACGAGGUCUGCCGCGCGCCGGUGACCUCACGCGCGCACAGCUCAGGGUCAAAGAGAGCAAGGAGUUUAAGAGCACGGUGGACAAGCUGGUGCAGCGAGCGAACGCUUCCAUCAUAAUCGGGACGUCGUCGUGGAAGGAGCAGUUUGCAGAAGCGUUGACGGCCAGCUCAGGUUCCGACGAGCCCGAGACGCCUCCCUCGUGGUCGGAUUACGUGCUCCACGUGAUCACUUUAUUCUGGAAAAUCAUUUUCGCAUUCGUACCCCCCACCGACAUCGGGGGUGGGUACUUGUGCUUCGUGGUGUCGAUCGUAUGCAUCGGGCUGGUGACGGCCGUCAUCGGCGACGUGGCCGCACACUUUGGCUGCACGCUCGGCAUCAAGGACUCCGUCACCGCCAUCGUCUUUGUCGCGCUCGGCACCAGCAUACCUGACACGUUCGCGAGCAAGGUGGCGGCGAUACAGGACCGGACAGCGGACGCGUCCGUAGGCAACGUGACGGGCUCCAACGCGGUCAACGUGUUCCUCGGCAUUGGCGUGGCGUGGACCGUGGCCGCUGCGGUGCAUCGCGCGCGCGGCGAGCCCUUCCAUGUCGACCCCGGCAACCUGGCGUUCAGCGUGACGUUGUUCUGCUCGGAGGCGGCGCUGGUGGUACUGGUGCUGCUGCUGCGGCGGCGGCGCUCAGUGGGCGGGGAGCUGGGCGGCCCGCGAGCUCUCAAGCUGCUCACCUCCGGCUUCUUCUUCUCGCUGUGGCUGCUCUAUCUGCUCAUGUCCGGCCUCGAGGCGUACGAUGUCAUUAAAGGAUUUUAGACUCCACAAAUAUCGGCCUCUAACUGAAUUGUGUUCAUCUGCAAAUGAACUAUUGUAAAGUGAAAGUACCGUUGUGUUCUAUUAAAGUUUAUAUUUUCACAUUAGUGCUAUAGUAGUUAUAUAUAAUUUAAACGAUAAAGAUCUAAAAGGUGUCGGAAAAGUGUCGUGCUCAAAUGUACAGCUUUAGAACUGUUGUCGUGUUUUCCUCUUCCUCUAGUCGUUUCACUUUCAUAGUUCCAUUAAAGAUUAGCCUUAAAGGCUGUGGUUUCGAAGGUCUAAUUAUAAAAUGUAAGGAAAUUAUAAUUACGAAUAAGUAAUAGAUAAACAACGUAAGAAUAGAAGUCAUUAUAUGUAUAUUUAAAUUUGUUUGCGGUCCAUCGAAGAGAUAUCGUAAUGUAGAAGAAGCCAACAUUUUGUAAAAGUUUUUACGAUAUAUUGUAGAAGUAGCGCGGUGUGGGUGUAGAUGUAGGGACGCGCCGGAGACUUCAUUGUACCUGCCUGUGAUCGGCAGUUGUUUAUGUCCUUGCUGCUAAAUAUAAGCUGAGUAUGUGUUCAUACGAGUGUCGUCUAAUCUAAGUAUUAAGUCAUAUAAAAAGAUUUAUGAAUCCUUCUUACUGCACUGGAAUUCUUUCAUAUCAUGCACUUUUUCUGAGACUUCUAGUAACUAAUGACUUUAUUAAACAAAGUACAUAAGUAUAGCUUACUGAUACGCCUGGAGCAGCCGGCAGCGAAUCUGGAUGACUGGCGGAAGGCGAGGCUGAACUUUCUAAUUCAAUUUCAUAAAACGCGGCUGCCGGCGACGAUUAACUAUGUCGCUGGAUGUAUGUUUUUCAACAACAAUUUUAGCUUUGCCAUAUUCUUAGAUUUUAUUUUCGUCUAAUAUUAUAGUAUACAAAAUUAAUUAUGUUUAUGAAAAUAUUAAUGGUAUCUAAUCUAGAGUGCGCUGCGAAACAAACAUUUAAAAUAAAAUUAUAUAAAUAUUACUAUCAGGUGAACGUACUUAUUGACGUUCUAAUGAUGGUGUUGACGAACACGAGAACAGUGCCAGUGUGCCAAGAGAGAAAAUUACUGCUUGCUUGGAAGUGUAACUUGACAUAUUUACUCUCGUAUUUGCGGUACUGUCUUGAUACCGGCUGUUACUGUUGAUUGCCUGUCUGUUCUGCCGGUCUGUUACUGGUGCAUAUCGUGCUGGAUGAUACUAUGAAAUAUAUUCGUAAUAUAAAAGUUGAAGUGUGAAUUGCGAGGGCGCGAUAGCGACCCUGUCACUGCCAGGUCGCAUCUUUACAUUUUUUUUUUACACUAAACUCAGUAAAACGAAUUUUGCAGCUAAAAAGUUUCUGAUGAAUUAUUCACUUUUAUAUAUAAAUAUUUGAUCAGACUAACACUUUAUAUAUAUUAUGAUAUAAU